Hirsutella rhossiliensis is the source of this 441-nucleotide messenger RNA. Its product is annotated as l-rhamnose mutarotase domain-containing protein. NCBI's taxonomy places the organism in Eukaryota, Fungi, Ascomycota, Sordariomycetes, Hypocreales, Ophiocordycipitaceae. The coding region runs from base 1 to 441 and encodes 146 amino acids. The record is from RefSeq and is a predicted model, not a curated record. The transcript is spliced from 2 exons. Gene Ontology annotation, molecular function: racemase and epimerase activity, acting on carbohydrates and derivatives.
AUGUGGCAGCCCCAGGAGCCGACGUUGGAGCCGCCGCAGUCGCCGCCGGGCGCGCAUGUGGACGCGGGCGCCUCGGCGCGCAGGAGAAACCCGGGUCGACGAUUCGCACAGGUGGUUCGGCUGAGGCCGGAGCGCGUCGCCGAGUACAAGGCGUGCCACGCCCGCAUCUGGCCCGAGGUGGCCAAGCAGAUCAAGGACUGCGGCCUUGAGGAUUAUAGCAUCUGGUUCGACGACAAGUCGAGCCUGCUGUUCGCCUCCUUCAAGUACAUCGGCUAUGACUACGCAGGCGACAUGCAGCGCAUGGCCGAGAACCCAAAGGUGCGCGAGUGGUGGAAGAUGACGGACAGCUUCCAGGAGAGCCUGGUCGAGGGCGCAACCAGCUCCGAGGCCGGCGAGCCCGGCUGGUGGAAGCCCAUGGAGGAGGUCUUUUACCAGGCCUGA